UUGGGCUCCAUGUCUCUUCUGGGCUAUCCUGGGCUUUGCAGUGCUACAACCCACAGAAAUCACUGCUACUUCCCUGUGACAUCUCCCGUUGCACAUUGCUCUAGUGAUGUAAACUCUACCUUCGGAUAUUACUUACCCAGCAACUAUCAAGGCAAUUUGUGGCUCCUGGACCAUUGCCAAGAUUCCUACUGUGAAGCACCUUGCAGCGAAUCUCCCAGCCAUGAGCCCAAGACCUGCAUUCCAAGUUCUGACUCCCCGAAUUCUUCCGUGCUUUGCAGUACCCCAUCUGCAGGUCAAGUGGUCAGUGCCUGUGAAAAUACCAACAUCAGACCCAGAGUGAACUCCAGUCCCUGUACUCGGACCAAGGGGUAUGUACCCAAUUCCUCCACUAUUCAAUACGCAUCAAAAGCCUGUCAGACUCCUCUCAAUGGCUCCCGGUGUGUAGGGCAACUUAACUUCUUUCCCAGGAAUCUUCAGUCCCUAAAUCACAGUGGUCUGAAUAACUUCGGAUUUAGAAGCUACCAAAACCUCGGCUUCCUCACCAGAGGGUUCUCACCAUCUUGCUAUAUUACCAGUAGCUACCAACCUCAAAGUUAUCUAAUGAGAAAUUGCCAGUAUGCAAAUUACGGGUCUUCAAGCUGCCGACCACUGAGCUAUUUAUACAGAAGCUUUCAGUCUCGGCGCUGUAUACCCAGCACCUUUCCACCUCUGAGAUACUUAUGCAGCAGUAAAAGACCUCUGAAUUGCUAUUGA
Molecule: messenger RNA, 753 nt
Organism: Nannospalax galili (Upper Galilee mountains blind mole rat)
Lineage: Eukaryota; Metazoa; Chordata; Mammalia; Rodentia; Spalacidae
Product: keratin-associated protein 24-1
Exons: 1
Coding region: 10-753 (247 amino acids)
Cellular component (GO): keratin filament
Molecular function (GO): structural molecule activity
Source: RefSeq, a predicted model, not a curated record